Sordaria macrospora k-hell is the source of this 621-nucleotide messenger RNA. The record is from RefSeq and is a predicted model, not a curated record. NCBI's taxonomy places the organism in Eukaryota, Fungi, Ascomycota, Sordariomycetes, Sordariales, Sordariaceae.
AUGCGUAGUAUGACAUUGUUUAUUUUAUUUGUAUCUAUAAUUGCUUUACUUUUUUUAUUAAUUAAUCUAGUAUUUGCUCCUCACAUUCCUUAUCAAGAAAAAAAUUCAGAGUUUGAGUGUGGAUUCCAUUCUUUUCAUCAAACUAGAUUCCCUUUCGAUUCACCUAUAGCUGCACAGGCGAUAUGUUUUGUAAUUCUGGACAUUGAAUUAUUUACCAUGUACCCUUAUGUAGGAAGUUUAGGUAUAAAUACUCUCUAUAGUCUAGUGGUUAUUCUAGGUUUUAUGUUUGUUAUAUCAGCAGGAUUUGUAUUUGAAUUGGGAAAAGGUGCUUUAAAAAUAGAUUCAAAAACAAAAUAUGGGUGGUGAUUCUCUAGAGAAAAAUUUAAAAGAUAUAUCUUCUUUAAAUUUAUGUCCUCCAUCAGCGUUCAAAAAUUAAAAUCUCGCUACCCCUCGCUCCCCCUUCCCCACCCCCCCCUGCAGUACUGCAGGGUGGGGGACCCUGCAGUACUGCAGGGGCAGGUUUGCGGGGGGGGGAGGGGGAAGGGAGACGCCUUGCGGCUCUAUAGCUGUAAUCUAUAUAUAUACAUAUACAUAUAUAUAUUUAUAGAAAAUGUAAAUUAA